AUGAAACGAGCAGCAUUUCAGAAAAAGCUCAUGAUUACAUGGUCAGAAAAAAAGAUUGGAGUGGAAAUAAAGCUGUACGAAAAGGGAGUCUUCGUCCACCGAAAGCUGGACGAAGUCACAACCGACAACAACGGAUCGUUUACGGUUUCAGGCACUGCUAAGGAGUUUUCCAAAAUUGAUCCACAGCUGAACAUCUACCAUAGAUGCAAUUACAAAGGGCCUUGUUACCAGAAGCUCACAAUAAAGGUCCCAUCAAAGUAUAUAAGCAAAGGAAAACAGAAGACCGACUGCUUAAGUUACGUGAAUGAAGGAAGAAGAACUUGUUUUCCCAUAGCAACAUGGUACAUGAUGGCAACCAUUACAGCCAUUAGCAAGAUGGGUAAAAAAUGUGACUGGAGCUAUCAUGGAGGAAAAAUUACCCAAGAAAAACCUUCGAACUCCCGAUAUACUGAUUCCGUUGAUUUGUGCUUUAUAACGAAGACCGUUUGCAGAUUCAUUGUAAAAAUGCUAUUUCACAAGCUGCUGAUGCUUGCUCUUCUGACAUGUGCAUGUGCCGCUCCUGGUUCUGGAAGGAUCUCUGUUUCAAUUUCUUAUAAUCGAUUUUACAAGUGCAUGAGCCAAUGUCUGAAGGAGAAGCAUAAACAACCAAACGUAUUAGAUUCGCACUCUUAUGACGCAUGCUAUAAUAAGUGCAUCAUAGAAGGAAAUCCUUCAGAAGAAGCAGUUCCCAAAGAUCAACAGAAUGAGGACAACGAGGAUGAAAACUUAUGA
Molecule: messenger RNA, 771 nt
Organism: Cylicocyclus nassatus
Lineage: Eukaryota; Metazoa; Nematoda; Chromadorea; Rhabditida; Strongylidae
Source: the annotation of a GenBank genome assembly